Trichomonas vaginalis G3 is the source of this 744-nucleotide messenger RNA. Its product is annotated as HAD-hyrolase-like family. NCBI's taxonomy places the organism in Eukaryota, Parabasalia, Trichomonadida, Trichomonadidae. The transcript has a single exon. The record is from RefSeq and is a predicted model, not a curated record. Bases 1 to 744 code for a protein of 247 amino acids.
AUGGAAGGAAAAAUCCUUGUCACAUUUGACAUUGAUGGAACAUUAAUGCUUGCAGGAAAUCAUGGCCAAGAUCAUAGAGAUUCCAUGAAGCAUGCUUUAAAUGUAUUAUACGGCAUCAAUCUUUGUCCAAGCGAAUUUCUCAAAACACACUUCGCUGGAUAUUCGGAUUACAAGAUUGUUACUGAGUGUAUCAUGAAGGCCGCUAACGAAAAAGAAGUUACACCUGAAGAAGUUUACAAAUUUUAUGACAUUGCAACAGAAAAAUUCAAAGAAAUUCAUACAGGAAAUACAAUUGUUUAUCCAGGCGUAUAUAAGGCUUUAGAGAACCUUAGCAAGCAUGACAAUGUUAUUAUUGGUCUCUGCACAGGUAAUAUUCCAGGAAUCGGAUGGACAAAGCUUGAAAAGACAAAUAUGGCACAAUAUUUCGACCGCAGACUUGGUGGAUUAGGUUCACAUCCUAAUCGUGCAGAUAUUUUACAAUCAGUUAUUGAUAAAGCCAAAGAAUUAUAUGGAAAGAUCGAUAGAGUUGUUCAUGUUGGAGAUGCGAUGCAAGAUGUCCAAGCAGCUCUUGAUGUAGGUGCUUUAGCAGUUGCUGUUGACACAGGAUCCCAAAAAGAUAAAGUUUUCAAGCAACCAUCUUUUGUUUUGGAGAACUUAGAAGUCGGAAUGAAUGACUUCAUGAGUAUUGUUCUUACAGGAAAAACUGUAAGUGGUGCUGAUCAUAUCGAUCAAAAAUUCAAAUAA